AUGUUAUCACUCGCCCUUCUUCUACUCCCACUGUUCGCCCUCGCCGCGCCGUCUUCUGAAGGCCAGCUAGCGACUCGUUCCACACCUAUCAAGCCUAAUAAAGCUUAUACCUGGAUCCCUACGGAAACAGAAACAUACGAAUACAUAUUUGACGAUGGCCUACGGUGUAAUUUCCUUGCGGCCGACAAUCAGACAACCGCUAAUUCCGACGAUUGUGUAAACUUGCAAACCGACAUUUUCCAUAAUAACGGCGUAUGGCAGAUGGACGGCAUAACCAAGCCCGACGACCCCAACGACUGGAACCUCCUCGGGAUCAACGGAACCUGCACUAUUCUCGUCCAGAACAGCAGUCCCACCAAGAUUGCCAACGGGGAUGCAAGCUUUUGCAUGUCUAUGGGUACCUGGCAACAAACUAGAGACCGCGACUGGAUUGAAUACAAGUUCUAUCUCGUCAAUGAUGAAGGCACGAUGAUCGACUUCUGGGUUCGGAACACGGCGGGGCUGGACCUCAGCAAUAUUGUUGGGCAAUGAGUCUAGGAGACAGAGCUCGAGGAUUCCUACGCCGACGCGCGGCGAUGACAGGAAGCGAUCCUAUUAAUAUUCUUUUUCGAAUUGUGCCAUUUGUCACGAGACAUUUCUUCAAAAGUUAACAGGGGAGCAUGCGACGGGAAAGUGUUGAUCGCAGUUUAUAUUUCAUAAUGUCUAUCCCUCACGCGCUUAGACAAGAUAAUUAUUA
Messenger RNA from Annulohypoxylon maeteangense, 736 nucleotides. RefSeq lists its product as uncharacterized. NCBI's taxonomy places the organism in Eukaryota, Fungi, Ascomycota, Sordariomycetes, Xylariales, Hypoxylaceae. The coding region runs from base 1 to 531 and encodes 176 amino acids. The transcript is spliced from 2 exons. The record is from RefSeq and is a predicted model, not a curated record.